Sycon ciliatum is the source of this 1830-nucleotide messenger RNA. Its product is annotated as mpv17-like protein 2. Gene Ontology annotation, biological process: cellular response to reactive oxygen species; mitochondrial ribosome assembly. The transcript has 5 exons. NCBI's taxonomy places the organism in Eukaryota, Metazoa, Porifera, Calcarea, Leucosolenida, Sycettidae. Gene Ontology annotation, cellular component: mitochondrion; cytoplasm; membrane. The record is from RefSeq and is a predicted model, not a curated record. The coding region runs from base 69 to 641 and encodes 190 amino acids.
GUUUGUCUGACAGUAUUUGCAAUUUGGGCGAUCAAUCUCCAGCCGCCGCUGGAGAAAGUAAAGAGACCAUGUUGAAACGAUUAUGGGAACGUAUGUUCAGCGCCCGCUAUUUAGUUGUGACUAAUUCAACCACUACAACUGGAUUGUUCGGUUUCGGUGACAUUCUUCAACAAAAGGUUAUUGAGAAAAGGGAAUCUAUCGAUUGGCCGAGGGCUGGACGAAUGGCAGCCAUGGGUCUGCUGAUUGGUCCGCUGAACCACUACUGGUACGUGUUUCUGGAUAGACGGUGGCCUGGAAAGACGCAUCGGCUUGUUCUCACCAAGGUUCUACUGGACGAAAUAGCGUAUGCCCCUGUUGGCACGACAGUGUUUUACAUCGGAAUGGGUACCCUUGAGAAGCGAUCACUGUCCAGUUCCGUUGCGGAGCUCCGUGAGAAGUUCCUACCCACAUACAUGGCUGAUUGGCAGUUUUGGCCAGCAGUACAGCUCAUCAACUUCUACUUCGUGCCCACGCCAUACCGUGUUCUCGUUGUCAACUUGGCCACACUAUGCUGGAACGUCUUCCUGUCCUACAUGAAGCACACGCCCCGAGGCGAAGCCACAUCGAAGGAGCAUGGUGUUGGCACAUCGGUGGAUACCUAGGCAGGUGCACCUUGCAGAGGUUGGCAACUCGACAGUAGCUGAGCGGGAUGUGUCCGACUGCCAAAGUUGAUGGUGUAGCUUCCGGGUGCUUGGACAUGCACACCUCUGGGCAUAAUUCUCUGGCUACGAUCUGGUUAACGAUCAGGAGAAACUCUCGUUCUGCCCCACCACGUAGCAAUGUAUUGCUGGAAAGAGCAUCGCAGCUGAGGAAUGCAGUAAGACUUCUUGGCAGCUUGUCUUUGUCUUCUGACUACCAAUGUACCAGUACUCUCUCUCUUCCACCGGCCUUUGGCAUGGAACUCACUUUCCAUCCUGCCACUGUCAUGCCGCAGUCAUAUCGUGGAAGCCUUGAUAAAUUGCUAGUCAGAACCUGGAGGCCGGUCAUAACUAACUCGAAAGUCAUCUGCCCUUGCUGGAGACAGCUCGCCGCAAUUCAUAUGAAACAUGUCAUGUCAUACGUACUGUGCACCGUGGCAGUCUGCUUGGCUGUGGCACGUACGGACUGAUGACACAUUGGACUUGAAAUCUAGGUAGCUUGCACCUUGAGACUUGUAAGCUUCCUUCCGAUCAGUUAAAUGCUAGUAAUUUAUUUUUAUUUGCUAGGAGUGUUUAAAUCUGCGUACCUUAUUUAACCAUUUAGGCUUAGCCGUUUUAACCUUGGAGCGUGUUCAAUUAUUCAGAUGAUCAUGAAAGUCAUCUAAAAUUUCAAUUUCCGCUCCUUCCAAUCACCUGCAUGUGAUGACCUCACCUACUUUAUGAUUAUUUUCAUCUCUCGGAGUCUCCCUGUGCAUAAACGUGGGAGAGAAACAGUGUGAAUCUCAACACUGAUAUCAUGUGUAAAGCAGUGCGUAGUGUACCCAAGGUCCGAAGCAUCACUGAUGUAGGAUCGUAAUGCGUGCAUGGCAGGUUGAUCAUCGACUUGUCCGCAUCUUUUUCACGCCGGACAAUAUGGUCUACUGGCACUCCUGCAGUUAUAUCUGAUCGUAAUGACCCGCCGUGCACCAGUCAACAAUAGCACUGCAAUCAUCAUGAAUGCCACCCAACAACGAUCUUGAAGAGAAAAUGAGGAACAAAUACAUUGGCACACACGUAGACUAUAAUGGUAGAACUCCAGGACCAUGGUAUCUGAACUCCAGAUUUCAUAGAAAUAAAUCAAAUCCAUUAAAUACUAGCCCAAGAAAAAAAAGAG